CUUGUUUUCAAUUCAGCAAUUGCUACUAAACCCUUCUCUCUCUCUCUCUCUCUCUCUCUCUCUGCGCCAUUCAGAAGCCUCUUCAAUCUGAGCAGCCAUGGCGAGCACCAAAGUGCAGAGGAUCAUGACCCAGCCCAUCAACCUGAUUUUCAGGUUCCUCCAGAGUAAAGCUCGAAUUCAGAUUUGGCUAUUUGAACAGAAAGACGUCAGGAUUGAAGGCCGCAUCAUUGGCUUUGAUGAGUACAUGAAUUUGGUCUUAGAUGAUGCUGAAGAAGUGAGCAUCAAGAAGAAUACCAGAAAGACACUAGGAAGGAUUCUUCUCAAAGGAGAUAACAUUACUCUCAUGAUGAACACGGGGAAAUGAUGCUCGCUCUGAGAAAUGUUUAUCAACAUCCUGAAUUGGAGAUCAAGCUAUUCAGACUUUUCUGUAGUGACAUGUAUUUCGGAUGCCAGUCCUCUGUAGUAGUGAUGUAUCGAUGAACUCAAUGGAUAACUGAUAUUUGCGUAAUUACUUUUGAUAUAAUAUGACGGUCUUUGGUAGGUGAAUUGCUUAAAAACCGAGUACUGUAUGUUGAUUGUUUAGGUGAAUGCUUGAAUCUUUCAGCUUGUAUGAGUAAUAUUGUAAUAGUCGUAUCAGAUUGUUUGGAUCAA
Molecule: messenger RNA, 651 nt
Organism: Argentina anserina (silverweed cinquefoil)
Lineage: Eukaryota; Viridiplantae; Streptophyta; Magnoliopsida; Rosales; Rosaceae
Exons: 6
Coding region: 98-364 (88 amino acids)
Biological process (GO): mRNA splicing, via spliceosome; spliceosomal snRNP assembly
Cellular component (GO): U4/U6 x U5 tri-snRNP complex; pICln-Sm protein complex; precatalytic spliceosome
Molecular function (GO): RNA binding
Source: RefSeq, a predicted model, not a curated record